Molecule: messenger RNA, 2320 nt
Organism: Olea europaea var. sylvestris
Lineage: Eukaryota; Viridiplantae; Streptophyta; Magnoliopsida; Lamiales; Oleaceae
Product: DDB1- and CUL4-associated factor 8-like
Exons: 6
Coding region: 159-1802 (547 amino acids)
Cellular component (GO): Cul4-RING E3 ubiquitin ligase complex; cytoplasm
Molecular function (GO): protein binding
Source: RefSeq, a predicted model, not a curated record
UUCUGGUGAAAGUGGAUUUAUUAAACCCUAAUUGUCUACAUUUUUAAUUGGCACAUUUAUGAAUAUUAAACACCGUUAGUGUUAGUGAUAACAGAAUUUUUCCAUUUAUACAUAUAUACAAGUCUGAAAUUCUCUAUAUUUUUUUGGUUUGGGGGAUUAUGACGAGAAAGAAGGUCGGAACGAGCCUUGACGCGGCAGUCGUUGAUGUUUGGAAACGUGAAGUCGGCGCGUUAUCCACCCGAAACUUCGCCCGCCGUUUUGCUGCUUCCGUGGAUCUUGUGCUUCGUCUUGAUAUCCUCCUGAAGCUUGAGAAGCACCGAGGCUGCGUGAACACAGUUAGCUUCAAUGCUGAUGGAGAUGUUCUUGUGUCUGGCUCUGACGAUAGGAGGAUCAUGCUCUGGGAUUGGGAAAUUGGUCGUGUUAAUCUCUCUUUUCAUUCAGGUCACCAUAAUAAUGUUUUCCAAGCAAAGAUCAUGCCUUACACUGAGGAUCGAAGCAUUGUUACCUGUGCUGCUGAUGGGCAGGUGAUAUCAGUCACUAAUGGAAAAUAUUUGAGAAGAGAAGUUGGAGUAUUUAUACAUGUAAGGCAUGCUCAGAUUCUUGAACGAGGAGAAGUGAAGACUAAAUUGCUUGGAAGACAUCAAGGAGCAGCUCAUAAGUUGUCCAUUGAGCCUGGAAGCCCUCAUCUUUUUUACACCUGUGGUGAAGAUGGAAUGGUUCAGCAUGUUGAUCUGAGAACUGGAGCUGCUGCUGAACUUUUUACUUGUCAACCUAUCGAGAGCCAGAGAUUUAUGUCCAUCAUCCAUCUAAAUGCAAUUGCAAUAGAUCCAAGAAAUCCUAAUAUCUUAACUGUUGGUGGAUCAGAUCAGUUUGCUCGGUUAUUUGACAUCCGUAAAUGUAAAGUAGAGGGAUCAACUGAUUUUGGUCAACCUGUUGAUUUCUUUAGUCCCCCUCAUUUAGUUGAUGAUGAAGAUGUGGGAAUAACAGGGGUGGCAUUUUCUGAACAGAGUGAGCUUCUUGUGUCUUACAGUGAUGAGUUCAUCUAUCUUUUCUCUAGGGAUAUGGGACUGGGACCUGAUCCACUUUCUACCUCUCAAGUUUUCCAUGGCAAUGAUGCUGGGGAUACGAGCCCUGUUAAUCAUUCAGUUGCAUCUUCAUCAGACAUGGAUGCCAAUAGAAAAGCAUCUUCCAAGGCCUACAAAGGGCAUAGAAACUGUGAAACUGUGAAAGGCGUGAGCUUCUUUGGGCCAAACUCCGAGUAUGUUGUGAGUGGAUCAGAUUGUGGUCGAAUUUUCAUUUGGAAGAAGGGUGGGGAACUCAUUCGUGUUAUGGAAGCAGAUAAACAUGUAGUUAAUUGCAUUGAGUCUCAUCCUCAUACUAUGGUGCUUGCCAGCAGUGGGAUAGAGAGUGACAUAAAAAUAUGGAUUCCUAAAGCUAUUGAUAGAGCUACUUUGCCAACAGACAUUCAAAAGGAUAGAGUCCUGAACUUCACCCCUCGUCUAUUUGGUUUCCUUCCUCCCUUCGGUGUCUAUGACGACAAUGAAAGUGAUGAUGAUGGUGACGAUGAUGAUUAUGAUACUGAUGACGAAGAUGAAGAUGAAGAUGAUAAUGAGGUUGAGACUGAUGAGCAGGAAGAAGAGGAAGAUAGGGAAGAAGACGAUGGUGAAGAUUUUAUUUUCCUUCAAGAUACUGAUGAACAUGAUAAUGAAAUUGAUGGUUCAGAAGAUUUCUACGAUGAUGAGGAAGAAGAUUCUAGUGAAAGUGAGGAGAUGGAUUAUGGUAACGACAGUGCAGAUGAUUGAUGAUUAUAGUGAUUUUGGGGGUGUUGAUGGUGACUUAGAUGACCGACAAUGAUGGAUUUUAUUGAUGGUGAAAUUGACAACAAUGAAGGUGAUCUUGUUAAUUGUGUUGCCGAUAAUUUUGCUCUUUCUAUUUCCAGCAAAGACCCAAAGCAAAAGCUUGGAUGUACCACUCAGUUUCUCCUCGGGACCUGCUGUUGAACUUGUUUUCCCUGCAAAUGAGACGGAGGACAAGUGCAGAGGCAAUGCGGAGAAUUCAGAUGUGUGAUAGGAUCGGCUACAGCUGCUUCUCUCAUAAUACUAAGUAUGAUGGUUCGUCAGAAGAUGGUGGAGAUACCUCCACUAAUAGAGACAUUUCUAUUUGAAUGAUGCUGGAACAACCAUUUAGGUCUCAAACAAGUUCAGAAAUCGUAUAUAGCAGUACAUUGAUUAGGUUAAACUAUAAUAGGGUGUGCUUUCUGUUUUUCAAUACUUAUUUGUUCUCUUUUUGUUAGCAUAUCUAUUGAUUUAUUUUUCAAAUA